CCGCCCCCCUACUGGAGGCUCUCCCGCUGGAGUUUGCCACACUUCUCGGUCCUCAAGCCCCCCGGUUCUCCUUUCCCCAUCUGAUUGCAUACGGCAGCCCAGCCUGGGAGGAGAUGGUGCCAGCACCUGGGUUAAUCUAGUAGUCGGCUUCCAGCUCCCUCGCACCCUCCUCCUCGUCCUCUUCCUCUUUUACCUCCUGCUGGUGCUGCUGCUGGGAACCCCGGCGUGUGGGAGUAUAAAACUCUCUGCCUCUCCGAGGACACUGGGUUUAUGACCAUUGAACAGAACUUGCCCGUUUUUUAACCCCCUUCCCCCCCGGAACGACUGGAUAAUGUCCACCCCGAGCAGAUUCAAGAAGGACAAAGAGAUCAUAGCGGAGUAUGAAAGUCAAGUCAAAGAAAUUCGAGCUCAGCUGAUAGAGCAGCAGAAAUGCCUGGAGCAGCAGACAGAGAUGCGGGUACAGCUCCUGCAGGACCUGCAAGAUUUCUUCCGCAAAAAAGCUGAAAUUGAGACAGAGUAUUCCCGCAACCUGGAAAAGUUAGCAGAGAGAUUCAUGGCCAAAACAAGAAGCACAAAAGAUCACCAGCAGUACAAGAAAGACCAGAACCUGUUGUCUCCAGUGAACUGCUGGUAUUUACUCCUGAACCAAGUAAGAAGAGAAAGCAAGGACCAUGCAACAUUAAGUGAUAUCUAUCUGAACAAUGUCAUCAUGAGGUUUAUGCAGAUAAGCGAGGAUUCUACCAGAAUGUUUAAAAAGAGCAAAGAGAUUGCAUUCCAGCUUCAUGAGGAUUUAAUGAAAGUUCUUAAUGAGCUAUAUACGGUCAUGAAAACAUACCACAUGUAUCAUGCAGAAAGCAUCAGUGCAGAGAGCAAAUUAAAAGAAGCAGAAAAACAGGAAGAAAAACAAAUUGGACGGUCCGGGGACCCAGUCUUUCACAUCCGACUAGAAGAGAGACAUCAGAGGAGGAGUUCUGUGAAGAAGAUUGAGAAAAUGAAAGAGAAGCGACAGGCAAAGUAUUCAGAGAAUAAAUUAAAAUCCAUCAAAGCACGAAAUGAAUAUCUCCUAACCCUAGAAGCAACAAAUGCCUCCGUGUUCAAGUAUUAUAUCCAUGACCUCUCGGAUUUAAUUGAUUGCUGUGAUCUUGGAUACCACGCCAGUCUGAACAGAGCCCUAAGAACAUAUCUCUCUGCAGAGUAUAACCUUGAAACCUCCAGACAUGAAGGCCUGGAUAUUAUUGAGAAUGCAGUUGAUAAUUUAGAGCCCCGGAGUGAUAAGCAGAGAUUCAUGGAGAUGUACCCUGCCGCCUUCUGCCCGCCAAUGAAAUUUGAGUUUCAGUCUCACAUGGGUGAUGAGGUCUGUCAGGUCAGCGCCCAGCAGCCAGUGCAAGCAGAGCUCAUGCUCAGGUAUCAGCAGCUGCAGUCACGACGCACGCUCAAAAUCGAGAAUGAGGAGGUUAAGAAAACAACCGAAGCCACCUUACAAACAAUACAAGACAUGGUCACCAUUGAGGAUUAUGAUGUCUCAGAAUGCUUCCAGCAUAGUCGGUCCACGGAGUCUGUAAAGUCCACCGUCUCAGAAACAUACUUGAGUAAACCCAGCAUUGCUAAAAGAAGAGCCAACCAGCAGGAAACUGAACAGUUCUACUUCAUGAAAUUCAGAGAAUACCUGGAAGGCAGUAAUCUCAUUACAAAGCUUCAAGCCAAACAUGAUUUGCUGCAAAGGACACUGGGAGAAGGUCACAGAGCUGAAUAUAUGACCACAAGGCCUCCAAAUGUUCCCCCUAAGCCCCAGAAACACAGGAAGCCCAGACCCCGAUCACAGUAUAAUGCUAAGUUGUUUAAUGGGGAUUUGGAAACAUUCAUCAAGGAUUCAGGGCAAGUCAUCCCCCUCAUUGUGGAAAGCUGCAUCAGGUUUAUCAAUCUGUAUGGUCUUCAGCAUCAGGGGAUUUUCAGAGUGUCUGGCUCCCAGGUGGAAGUCAAUGACAUUAAAAAUUCAUUUGAGAGAGGUGAAAAUCCUUUGGCUGACGACCAAAGUAACCAUGACAUUAACUCAGUUGCAGGAGUUCUGAAACUCUUUUUCCGCGGGCUGGAAAACCCCCUCUUUCCUAAGGAAAGAUUUAAUGAUCUUAUUUCUUGUGUCAGAAUAGAUAAUCUCUAUGAGAGGGCUCUUCACAUCCAUAAACUCCUCCUUACCUUGCCGAGAUCAGUCCUUAUUGUGAUGAGGUACCUUUUUGCUUUCCUCAACCACCUCUCACAGUACAGCGAUGAGAACAUGAUGGACCCCUAUAACCUGGCCAUUUGUUUUGGGCCAACACUAAUGCCUGUUCCAGAAAUACAGGACCAGGUGUCUUGCCAGGCUCACGUGAAUGAAAUCAUCAAAACUAUCAUCAUCCACCAUGAGAUCAUUUUCCCAGAUGCUAAAGAACUAGAUGGCCCAGUUUAUGAGAAGUGCAUGGCUGGAGGCGACUACUGUGACAGCCCAUAUAGUGAGCAUGGUACUUUGGAAGAAGUUGAUCAGGAUGCUGGUACAGAGCCCCACACCAGUGAAGAUGAAUGUGAACCCAUUGAAGCAAUAGCCAAAUUUGACUAUGUUGGGAGGUCUGCUCGAGAACUGUCCUUCAAGAAGGGAGCUUCACUGCUUUUGUAUCACCGAGCAUCCGAGGACUGGUGGGAAGGACGGCACAAUGGAAUUGAUGGCCUAGUACCUCACCAGUACAUUGUGGUACAGGAUAUGGAUGAUACCUUUUCUGAUACACUGAGCCAAAAAGCAGACAGUGAAGCCAGCAGUGGGCCUGUUACAGAAGAUAAGUCUUCAUCCAAGGACAUGAACUCCCCAACUGACCGUCAUCCUGAUGGAUAUUUAGCGAGACAAAGAAAAAGGGCUGAACCACCCCUUCCUUCAAGGCGUCCUGGCAGGACCAGUGAUGGCCACUGCCCUAUCCACCCACCACAUUCACUUUCCAACUCCUCGGUUGACCUUGGGUCCCCUAGCCUGUCCAGUCACUGCAGCCCUCGAGCCCUGCUGCAGAACCGCAGCCUCAAUGAUAGCCCCGAGAGGAGGCGCAGGCCCGGCCACGGCAGCUUGACAAACAUUAGUAGGCAUGAUUCUCUAAAGAAGAUCGACAGUCCGCCCAUUCGGAGAUCAACAUCAUCGGGCCAGUAUACAGGCUUCAAUGACCACAAGCCUCUGGACCCAGAGACGAUUGCUCAGGAUAUUGAGGAGACAAUGAACACAGCUUUGAAUGAACUCCGAGAGCUGGAAAGGCAGAGUACAGCAAAGCAUGCCCCCGACGUGGUGCUGGAUACCUUGGAACAAAUGAAAAACUCCCCCACACCUGCCUCAUCCACUGAAUCCCUCAGCCCACUCCAUAACGUGAUGCUCAGGAGCACCGAGCCUCAAAUCCGACGUAGCACGAGCUCUUCCAGUGACACAAUGAGUACUUUCAAGCCCAUGGUGGCACCCAGGAUGGGAGUGCAGCUGAAGCCCCCAGCUCUUAGGCCAAAACCCAUUGUUCUUCCAAAAACAAAUCCAACCAUAGGACCCACACCUCCUGCGCAGGGUCCAACAGACAAAUCGUGUACCAUGUAAAAAAAAAAAACCACACAGAUGACCCAGAAGGUAGAAAAAAAAAAGUGGUUGAAAAAAGGAAUGGAUUGGGGGGGGAGGGAUUCAAGGCUUCUUGUCUUCAUGAGUUUUGUGCUUAUAACUGGAGAUACUGGCUUUUCUGUCUUUUUGAAUGUAACGUCUGAGACUUGCUACGUAUGUUAACACAGGCAUUUGUAUUUUGUAUUUUUUUCCUUUUUAAAAAAGCUGGACAUUUCUACAUGUUUUAAAGACAAUAGAAACACACUAGAUUUACUUGAAAAUUCAAUGCUGCACCACUUGUAAAAAAAAAAGAUCGGAGCACAGCUUUCCCUAUGGUACAGUACGUCUCAGAUUUAGCAUAGCUGAUGUUAAGAAGAGAGUUCCCACGCUAAGAAGAUAGAAUAUUAAGUACCAGACUUUGUGGGGAUUUUAGCCCAUGCCAGCCUGCCAAAGCUGGGAUGGUGGCUGAAAUCUGACGACCAUAGUGGUUAGAGACUAUUCAGUGAUUGUGUCUGAUCUCAAACGCAGAAGCAUACACUCCAUAAUCAGGCUUGUCGCUGAAGCAGGUACUUCCCCUGGAUCAGCCCAGGCUUGGGUGGGACUAGUGGCUAAAUUAUUUCCCCACUUCCUUAAGAGUGGCUUACCCAAAGUCUGGAAGCAUGUUGCAAUGGAAAUCUCAUUAAAUCCGCAUUUGGAGGGCCUCAUCUGAAGCACAGCUCUGCUGCUUAUUACCUGUAUGACCUUGAGCAAGUUACUUAACAAGCCCUGGGCCUCAGUUUCCUCAUCUACAAAAUGGGAUUGGAACAGAUGACUGCCAAGGUCCUGUCUGGCUCUAAAUCUAGGAUGCUAUAAGCCCAGGACUUAUUAUCUAUGGGAAACCUACACAGUUAUUACUUGAGCUUAACUAGGGGGAGGAGAAAGAAGGCAAGUUUCUAAAGCUAUCAAUAUUAUUCCUUUCAUGAGUAUGAACAGAAUCUUAGUGCCUAAGGUCAUCUAAUUUAUCCCCUUCCCUCAGGUAAGAGACUGCACUAUACAGAUGAGAAUCCUGUUAUUAAAGACCUCCAGAUGUUCAUACUAGCACUUCUCUCUUGCUAAUCUAUUUUUAAGUAUUUGUCAUUAAACUCUUUUAUUAUAUAUAACCCAGAUCUUUGCACUGACCUUAAUGGAAUGGAGAACAAGCUCUGUGAACCCUGUAUCAUACCCUUUAGACUUUUCUUCUGCAAGCUAAAAAAAACCUAGUUUUUUUUAGUUUCCCCAAAGAUCUGGUUUUACAAACUUUUAAUCAUUGCUUUUUGGAGGCAAUCAGGGUUAAGUGACUUCCCCUGUAUCACACAGCUAGUAAGUAUCUGAGGUCGGAUUUGAA
This is a messenger RNA of Phascolarctos cinereus (koala), 4949 nucleotides long. RefSeq names its product SLIT-ROBO Rho GTPase activating protein 1 (gene SRGAP1). Gene Ontology annotation, molecular function: GTPase activator activity; protein binding. The record is from RefSeq and is a predicted model, not a curated record. Gene Ontology annotation, biological process: signal transduction. Lineage: Eukaryota; Metazoa; Chordata; Mammalia; Diprotodontia; Phascolarctidae.